Messenger RNA from Cyphellophora attinorum, 2775 nucleotides. RefSeq lists its product as uncharacterized. Gene Ontology annotation, molecular function: ADP binding. Lineage: Eukaryota; Fungi; Ascomycota; Eurotiomycetes; Chaetothyriales; Cyphellophoraceae. Bases 1 to 2775 code for a protein of 924 amino acids. The record is from RefSeq and is a predicted model, not a curated record. The transcript has 6 exons.
AUGCCGUCCCCUGCAAAGAAAAGAGCGAGCAGAAAGCCUUCACCAGCCAGACAGCUACUGGAUAAGGUGUCGAAGCCCUUCAAGAAGAGUUCAACCAACAAGCCAAGUAGCGGAGAUGUCCAGCCCGGUACAUCAGACGUAAGCACGUCGACGAUUCUUGAGGCGGAACCUUCUCGUACCAGGGACAAAGAUCUCUGGAGGAGAGCCCUGCAGAAGCUCAAGGAGGAGAAGCCUGACGUCUUUGAUCACGUCCAGUCUUUGGCUGCUGCGGGUGGUAAGCCUCUUGACUCGGCUCGGCUCAUAUCAAUUUACAAAGACAACAUACGCGACAUCAACAUGAGAGCUCUCGCGCAACGAUAUGGGCGCCGUCGGAGACUGAUCCAGUGGGGCCGCUACCUGCAGGCAUUUAAUGCUACCUCGAUAAGAGCUGGUCGCUUUGAGCCCACUGGUGGUGCGACUAUGGGGAUCGGUGUGUUUACCACGGUCUUGGACAUUGCUCUUUCCAAAGUCGAGCUUGACGAUAGUCUUGCGAAUGAUCUAGAUGACGUCUGUUCCAAGAUUGAUCGAUGUGCUGACAAGGAAGCGAAACUACUGCAUAAGAGCCAGACAUGCCCCCAGUCUCUCAUUAAUAAAGCAGAUGAAUACUUGGUGGCUGUCUAUGCCCUUGUGCUUGAGUAUAGUACGGUAUCGAGAGAGUAUCUCGAGUUGAACCCAGCUGUGGCGAUGGCUCGCGUAGUCGAACUCAGGCCAGAACUCAAGAGGAUCAAAGCGGAUCUUGAUACCAAGUUCAAGAUUUGCGAAGACUCAUUCGACAAGAUCAAAAGCGACAACGAGUUCUUCAAAGCGAACCAAGAGAUCCUGAACUGGAUAUUCAAAGAUGAUUGCAUCACUGACCACUUCAAGCGGCGAAAAGCUACUCGAAUCGCAGAUCAGUAUGAGCGGAGCGGUCAGUGGCUUCUGGAAUCGGACGAAUUCAAAGGGUGGGACUUGGAUGAUGGACUGCAAGUCUUGUGGCUUCGCGGAACAGCUGGCACUGGAAAAUCGACAUUGACUGCUGGUGGCACCAGCGAAGUCACAAGCGCCGAAAAUGCAGAAAAUGCGCUGUUGCAGCAGCUGUGUGAAAUCAAGGGCGAGGAUGCCAUCAUCGAGCCGGUAGCCAACCUCUACGGCAAGCUGAGUCGAGACCGGCGAGCCGGAGCGCAACUUGCGAAACAAGAGCGGAGGAACUUGCUCGGUGAGAUCUUUCAGUCAUGUCGUGAGACACGAAUCGUCAUCGACGCUCUCGAUGAGUGCGCCGAAUGGUGGGACUUGCUGAGAACACUGAAGGAGGCCGCAUCUUCCCACGCAGGGAACCUGAAGCUCUUCCUCACGAGCCGUCUCAACGUCGAUGUCGGUGAGUACUUUCCUCAAUGCGUCACAGUAAUGCUUGACGUGGAUCUGACGAGGGAUGACAUGGAAUACUUUGUCAACGAAGAGGUGUUCGGGCACGAAGAUAGAGCGAGGCUACUGAACGGCGAGUAUCCGGAAAUCGAGAAGGACCUCGCCAAAGUACUGCUGGAAAAAUCACAGGGCAUGUUUCUGUGGGUCAAGCUGACAGUGUCUCUCUUCUUUCCCAACAAGCGUUACACGACGGCGGACUGGAGAGAGGUCAAAGAACGCAUCCGGAGACUGCAGGCAUCACCCGCUGGAGCAGACGACCAGUUGUGCGCUGUCUACCAAGAGAUCUUCGACACCAAUGCCCCUCACGAGCGGUCCAGACUUCUCGCCCAGCAAGCCCUUCAGAUGGUGCUUGGAGCCUUCGAACAAAUAAGCUGGGAUCAGCUGAGAGACGCACUAGCUGUCACCGAUCCGAGUGCGGCGGGAUAUUGCCACGACGAUAUUGAUCGAACACUAACCGUGAAUGAGCUGAGACAGAUUACUCAGAACCUGCUUGUAACCGGUCCACGUCACGACGAGACGAAUAGCGAUGUGCUCCAGUUUGCGCAUAUGUCAGUCGUCGAUUUCCUGCUCAAGAGCAACGACUGCUACUCGCAGCUGAACUGCCACAAAGAAAUAUUUCGGCGUUGUCUCUUUUUCGUCAAGCAUGCGGCCAAGCAGCUGCAUACCUACCGCUCGCGCCUAGACCAUAGUUGGGCUUUCUUCGAUUGGCAAGCCUAUGAGGACGUGACGCUUAUGGCGCCAGACGAAUCGAAGACGGGCGAUCUGGGCACAGACGACUUAAACACGGCCAAAAUCGACACUUCUAUACUGCAAUUGCGUUUGAGCGAUACUGGUGUAAUCGAAGCUGAACCAGAUGUGGAAGACUCCGAAAUCCAACAAAAAGGGUCUUGGCCGAAUGCAAUGUAUGUCACUUGGCGCGCAUACGCUGAGCAGAGGAGGCUCUUCACGCCUUAUGCGUACAUGUUCUGGGCAAAGCACUGCGCCGCCGUUCUGAUAUUGUCCGAAGAAAAAGAUGGGCCAAUGUAUCAGGACACGAAUGGACUUCUGGAUUAUAUUGCCGUCGAUCUCUUUGGUGACGAAAAAUGGCUCGAACCGCUUCGCCUCUGGCUGCACACUAGAGAGUUGCUGCUUUGCCGUGAACCACGUCAUGUUUCUGCUGGAGCGAUGGGAUGGUUCAUCUCUGCUUCAUACGGCGUUGCUCAACUCGCGGAGAAGCUUGUCCGGCAAGAUCGGUACAACAACCCGAAGAGUGCCAACUCCCGAGACUUGGCAGAAGCGGUCAAACCGCGGUAUCCUGUAUCAACAUGCAUCGAUCGAAACUGCUGGCCAAUCUGA